AUGUGGAAAGACCAUGUACCCACAUUGGGAUACUAUGGCAGAGCUUGCUCAGCCACUCAACUUGAUGAGUCAGUAAUAAAGUCUUGGUUCAAGAUCCAGUGCACCAAAAGGAGGAAAUGGCUGCUACAAUGUCAGCCAAGUCUGGCACUAGAAGCACAAAACCAAACCAUUCCAGUGAAGGAGGAGGAGGCUCCUACCAUAACUUCUGCAAACACUUGUCCCAUGAGUCCCAGCAUUGUGAAUGCUCAUGGCCAUGCACCUAAGACUUUUGGUGACAGGCAAUCUGGAGGGACUGGUGCCUCUGGAUGGAAUAUAUCCUGGGAUUCUCAGCCUCAGGAUCUCCAACAGAUAUGUCUGGGUGUCUUUGAUCAUCCUUGGGCCUUCAUUCCCUAUCACAUAGAUCCAUUUAUACAGCCAUAUGUCUUACCUGGGAAGGAUCACCCAGCAGUCUACAUCAGUAGCUCUUCCCUCAAUGCCCUGAUUGAGGGGGUAUAG
Myotis daubentonii (Daubenton's bat) is the source of this 495-nucleotide messenger RNA. RefSeq names its product leucine twenty homeobox (gene LEUTX). The record is from RefSeq and is a predicted model, not a curated record. Lineage: Eukaryota; Metazoa; Chordata; Mammalia; Chiroptera; Vespertilionidae.